Oryzias melastigma (Indian medaka) is the source of this 1067-nucleotide messenger RNA. It is a transcript of the gene tusc2a, whose product is annotated as tumor suppressor 2, mitochondrial calcium regulator a. Gene Ontology annotation, cellular component: mitochondrion. The transcript has 4 exons. Bases 227 to 556 code for a protein of 109 amino acids. Gene Ontology annotation, biological process: inflammatory response; regulation of mitochondrial membrane potential. Lineage: Eukaryota; Metazoa; Chordata; Actinopteri; Beloniformes; Adrianichthyidae. The record is from RefSeq and is a predicted model, not a curated record.
UUGUUUUUAUAAAUAAAGUUAUUAACUUAACGGCCUACAUUUUGUGACGUCACGUCCUCCCUAGGAUCAAAACAAAUAGCGCUAGCUAAACAGCUGGCUACAAAGUCAUGGCUGAACACGGUGGCGUAAAAGGAUAUAAUAAGGUCCUCGACUGUGCAGACUUUUGAGCGAACCACACACAGAUUGAACGCUUCCUGUGGAGAUCAACGAUGCCUUAUGUCUGACAAUGGGAGGAAGUGGAUCCAAAGCUAAAGGUGUCUGGCCUUUCUCAGGCAAUGCAAGUGAUUCUGGGAGUGAAGGGAAUGAGCAGUCUCUGGCCCGCUUGAAAGGUUCCAGGAAUGCAACACCAUAUGUUUUCACAAGGAGGAGUUCUUUGUACUACGAUGAGGAUGGCGAUCUAGCUCAUGAGUUCUACGAGGAGACGGUGGUGACAAAAAAUGGCAGAAAAAGAUCCAAGUUGAAGAGAAUACAGAAGAACCUGAUUCCACAGGGAAUUGUGAAGCUGGACCAUCCUUGUAUUCAUGUGGAUUUCCCCAUUGUCCUCUGUGAGGUGUAAGGAAUUGUACAGGACUGAAGUGAGAUGAUGUGCAGGUAUUUGUCAGAAUAAACACCACAUUUAAAAAUAUGUUUUUGUGUUCAGACCGAAAAUGUGGCCCCAGAUACAAAAGGGAACAUCAAGCUGUCGUGUGAAAAAACGACUGAAAUUGUCCACAUUUCACAACAAAUGUUGUCAAAAAGUUACAAUAAAUAAAGUGAUGAAUCCCAUAUUUUAAUGAUAUUUUAUGUAAGCAGUUUUGAAAAGUACUUUGUGUCGGGGAAAAAAAUAUCAUUGUUGUCAAAAAGCCUAAAUUGUUGAAUUGACAGUUUAAUUUUUAAAUGUAGAUGAUUUACUCAGCGGACUGUGAAGGGGAGAGGGGUUGUGGAUGUUAUCGUACGUAUCUGUUCUGUAUUAUCAUCUCUGAGUCUGUCUCUGGUUGGAGUUCAGACCUGCACUAGUGAAUAUAAUAUAGUGUAAAUACAGAUUUCUUAGUUGGAAAUACUUGAAUAAAUGAUUUGCUUAAAUGAAA